This is a messenger RNA of Penicillium waksmanii, 1038 nucleotides long. RefSeq lists its product as uncharacterized. NCBI's taxonomy places the organism in Eukaryota, Fungi, Ascomycota, Eurotiomycetes, Eurotiales, Aspergillaceae. The transcript is spliced from 3 exons. Gene Ontology annotation, molecular function: oxidoreductase activity, acting on the CH-OH group of donors, NAD or NADP as acceptor. The record is from RefSeq and is a predicted model, not a curated record. The coding region runs from base 1 to 1038 and encodes 345 amino acids.
AUGAACGAGAAUGACACCAUUGUUAUCACACAGAAUCCACUAUGUCUGCCCCCCCUCGUCUUCAUCACCGGUGCUACUGGUUUUAUUGGCAGUGCUACUGCACUUGGAGCUCUCAAGGCAGGAUAUCGACUUCGAAUCGGCAUCCGCAAGAGAUCAGAGAAGCUUGAAAAUAUAUUGUCAAGCCAUCGCGACCAGCUGGAAUUCGUCACCAUCCCCGAUCUGACCGACGAAGCUGCCUUUAGAGGCAAGCUUGAUGGAGUGGACUUUGUUCUGCAUCUAGCAUCACCUCUUGCUCGUGGUACAGACCAGGAUGCCAUAUUCACUCCUGCAGUUAAGGGGACCUUGUCCUUGCUCAAGGAGGCAGUUAGGGUGCCAAGCAUUAAGAAGGUUGUGAUCACUUCGUCUAUAGCUGCCUUGAUUCCUAUUACCGGAGUGCCCGAAGGUGGUGUCAUCAAAGAGGAUACUAACUGGAAUCUAUAUGUCGACCCAACGGCCAAUUUCGUCGAUCCUAGCAAUCCUGCUGCAACGCCGAUGACUUUGUACCGAGCAUCCAAAUUGCUUGCGAACAACGCCACCUGGGAGUUCCGGGAGACGGAAAAGCCACACUACUCAUUGGUUACUAUUCAUCCGGCCUUUGUUUUCGGUGCCAACCUCGUGCAAAACCCCGCCGAGGAUGUUCAAGCAGGAUCCAACGGUAUUCUCUGGGGUAGUGUGAUGGGAGGUGUUCCGCUUGGCGGCAUCACAGGAGUGCACAUCCAAGAUGUUGCUGAAGCUCACGUCAAGGCGUUAGACUCGAAGAUAAAGGACGGCUCAAAGUAUCUGCUUUCCGGGCCACAAACCACUUGGAAAGAUGUGGCUCGUGUCGCACUGAAGGCCUACCCCAAUAUCGGCGCGAAGAUCACGGAGGAGGUUGAAGGUGUUUCCUCCAUGCCCACCGACACCACCAAGGCCGAAGUUGAACUUGGAAUCCAAUGGCGAUCUUGGGAGGACAUGGUGCGAAGCGUUAUGGAUCAGCAGCUGAGCUUUUUGCAAGGCUGA